Peronospora belbahrii is the source of this 228-nucleotide messenger RNA. Lineage: Eukaryota; Oomycota; Peronosporomycetes; Peronosporales; Peronosporaceae. The record is from the annotation of a GenBank genome assembly.
AUGUUCUCUCAUUUCAAUUUGGUCUCACACUUCAUUACUGAUGCUUUACCAAAGCCUUUAAUCUUCUGCUUUGGCAGCGCUAUUUCGAGUGUUGACUUGUGUCGCUGUUAUGCUGCUCAUUUGUUGAAUCAUGACGACGGCAGCACAGCAUUGCAGUUCUCUUGCAAGGUUGUAGUGGUAGGUUCAUUGGCGGCUUGGGUGCGUAGCUGGAACUUAAAGCAUGCUUAA